Tripterygium wilfordii is the source of this 861-nucleotide messenger RNA. RefSeq lists its product as uncharacterized. Gene Ontology annotation, molecular function: proton transmembrane transporter activity. Gene Ontology annotation, biological process: proton motive force-driven ATP synthesis. The transcript is spliced from 3 exons. The record is from RefSeq and is a predicted model, not a curated record. The coding region runs from base 160 to 528 and encodes 122 amino acids. Lineage: Eukaryota; Viridiplantae; Streptophyta; Magnoliopsida; Celastrales; Celastraceae.
AAAAUUUUCCUAAAACCCCAUGAGGUUAAACUACUCUUCGUCUCUCUCGCUCUUCACAGGAAAAGCUAUCGGCGAGAGAAGCGUGGUCCAACGCUCCGUGUCUCUGCCGCUCUUGUUACACUUUAGUCGCGACCGUCGAAGGCUUAAAUCAGGUAGCUAAUGGCAUCAAAGUUGUUACAGUUGCAGUCCAAGGCAUGUCAAGCAUCACAGUUUGUAGCCAAGCAUGGAACUUCUUACUACAAGCAGUUGUUGGAACAGAAUAAGCAAUAUAUUCAGGAACCCGCCACAGUGGAGAAAUGCAAUGAAUUAUCGAAGCAGCUGUUUUACACUCGUCUUGCUAGUAUUCCUGCCCGCUAUGAUGCAUUCUGGAAGGAACUUGAUGCUGUCAAGAAUUUGUGGAAGAACAGGCAGGAAGUGAAGGUUGAGGACGCUGGAAUUGCUGCUUUGUUCGGACUAGAGUGUUUUGCGUGGUACUGUGCCGGUGAGAUUGUGGGAAGGGGGUUUACUUUCACCGGUUACCAUGUUUGAGGACCACCCAGUAAAAUUGGUUGGGGAAGAUUGAAUUUGUAAGCUUCUCAUGUCAUUUGCACGACUCAAAGCAAGAACUUUAGAUGCAAAAUUUUUGUUUUCUGCAAUUUUUUUUGAAGCCGAGAAAUCAGUGGUUAACUGUGAUGCCCUCAAUAAUUUUUGUAUUUUAAGUGGUUGAGGUUGUUCUAUUGUUAGAAGUCGAUGGUAUGAUGGAUGAUGACAUUGCUACAACUCUCUUGAAGGUUUCUGUUGAUAAUUAAUGCCUGCUAAUGGCUUUGGCAAAGAAUACUAGAAUAAAAAAUCAUGUCAAAACAAAAAUCUUAUGGAUGUAAA